AUGUCAUCCAAGACAACGCUCCUCGUUCUGCCCCUCCUCCUCCAAACAUCCCUCGCCUUCCCCUGGGUCGCCUCCGCCCCAGGCGUCGACUCUGCCCUGCUCCACAGCAGUCGCCACCGCCGUCAGGCCGAUCUCAACUGUGCCUUCAACCCCAACCACGAGAACGCCGCGCCCCUUAGCUCGCAGUUCCCAUACAACAACGCUCGCUUCCCGUUCCCGGGUAAUGGCCGUGGCGGAUACCUUGUUCCCGCUCCAGGCGACACAGCUCACGAGUUCCGCGCUCCAAGGGCGGGGAUCGAUAUUCGAGGGCCGUGUCCGGGGUUGAAUGCGGCGGCGAACCAUGGGUUUUUGGCUAGGGAUGGGAUUGUGACGUACGGAGAGUUGGUCGAUGCGCAGCAGAACAUGUACAACGUCGGCUUCGACCUUGCCAAUGUUCUAGCCAUCGCUGGUGUGGGUCUUGACGGCGACCUCCUCAGCGGCAAAGUAUCCCUGGGAUGCGAUGCGACUUCCCGCACCAAGUCGCCCUUGAGCCUUCUCGCCAGCCAGCCUGGCCUUAAUGGUCACAACAAGUUCGAGGCAGAUGCUUCCCUCACUCGUGGUGACUUCUUCACUACGAAUAACUUCCGCUUGAACACCACGCUGUUUACAAUGAUGAUGGAGACUUGCCAGGGUAACUGCGGCCGACAGGAGCUCUCUGUCUAUCGCGAGGAACGUUGGCAGCAGAGUGUGGCUGAGAAUGGUAACUUCUUCUUUGGUCCAGGAUCGCUUCUCCUGUACGGAGCUGCAUCUUUCCUGUACGAGCUGUUUCCGGGUGAGGGCGGAAGUCCAGACGAAGCUACCAUGAUGUCCUUCUUCUCCAUCGACAAAGCAGCCGACGGUAGUUACGUCGAGAACUCCGGCGAGCGCGCCCCACCAAACUGGAGACCUAGAGUUGCACCAUACAGCGGCAGCGAUGUCGUCCGAGAAAUCGUGGCCAUGUACAUUGCCAACCCCGUCCUCUUCGGCGGCAACGUCGGCCAGAACAACUUUAUCGGUCUCAACUCCGGCGCCGCCAUCCGCGAUGGUCGUCUCGUCGACACCGCUCCCUCAGCAAUCCUCUGCCUUCUCUUCCAAGCUCUGCAAUCCGCCAUCCCAGCAACGGUUGGCCAGGCCGUGAACUUGCCCGUCAACAUCUUGAACCAGAUUACCCAGCUUGCACCAUUCGCAACGAACAUUGGAUGCCCCUCAAACCCCAACGAUGGUGGCUCUGGUGCGGACAUUCCUAUUUUGCCAGAUUUAGGACUUCCACCGCUGGUUAUUCCGUCUCUUCCACCGCUGCCGCUGCCGCUGCCAGAUUUGCCGAUCAGAUUGCCGCCGUUGCCACCGCUUCUUGGACCAUCGCGGCCAGGCCAGGGAGGAGGGUUGUUGGGAGGGUUGUUCCCACGUGCAAAUUAG
Molecule: messenger RNA, 1434 nt
Organism: Fulvia fulva
Lineage: Eukaryota; Fungi; Ascomycota; Dothideomycetes; Mycosphaerellales; Mycosphaerellaceae
Product: Dothistromin biosynthesis peroxidase dotB
Exons: 6
Coding region: 1-1434 (477 amino acids)
Molecular function (GO): peroxidase activity
Source: RefSeq, a predicted model, not a curated record